Messenger RNA from Cornus florida, 2379 nucleotides. RefSeq lists its product as uncharacterized. The record is from RefSeq and is a predicted model, not a curated record. The transcript has 5 exons. Lineage: Eukaryota; Viridiplantae; Streptophyta; Magnoliopsida; Cornales; Cornaceae. The coding region runs from base 231 to 2126 and encodes 631 amino acids.
UCAAAAAUUACAUACCAAAUGUUAAAAUCUAAUCGGUUGGUUUGUUUUUCUAAUCUUAUCUAGCCCCCUUCAAUCGCCGGAAAUCUGAUACACACAGACACACCAUCGCUCACCCAUGGUGGCCAGGGUUUUGGAGCGACGACGAGGAUGAUUCAAGCACCCUCGGGUGAAAAUGCCGGCGGGUAUCGUACGCCACCUUCCCAUCGUAGAUCGAAUUGCACCUGCUAGCUAUGGCCGUUGCAAGACAUUUGGCGUUUGGAAAUGUUAGGAGGCUUGUGCAUUCUCUUCUCCCAAGCCAGAAGACCAGCUACUUUAGAAUAAAUAGUAAUGGGACACAAUUUACUGUUGGGCUUCCUUACACCCUAUGCAGAUUGUAUUCGCUAUAUAAACUUUCAAAUAAAGGAAUUUCAUGUACAUUAUGCAAAUCGAAGGAGAACUUGUGGAAGAGUAUUGGUUCUAAGAACUUCUAUGUCAUUUCACCAAGUAAUAUGAUUUCACGCCAUGCUGAGAUUGCCUGGAAAAGGCUGUCUCAUAUUUGCUCCUACAGCGGACCUAUUUUAUCGCCAAUAAAUAGGAUUGCUUGUGCAGUGAGCCUUGCUUUGAUUAGAUCACAACUGGUAGCUCCUGGUGUUUUUGCUUUCAUCAUCGGAGAGCUAGCUUGGACACAAAGAACAUGGGCAGAGGCAGCACACUUCUCAACAGGGAAUACUGUAUACAUGCAUGCACAAGAUGGGCAUGUUUACUUAACUUCAUUUGUGUUCACACUUUUAGAGGGCUUGAUAUUGUUUCUCAGAGCAAUAUAUUUAGCAAUUUUGUUCACACCCUGUAUAGCUAUGGCUCCUUUUGUGGAUUCCUUUGGUAUUGAGUUUAGAAAGACAUGGCUUCGUGUCAUACAUCUUACAUUAGAAAAAGCCGGCCCAGCAUUUAUUAAAUGGGGUCAAUGGGCAGCAACAAGGCCAGAUCUCUUCCCCAGAGAUAUGUGUGCUGAGCUUGCAGAACUUCACACCAAAGCACCAACUCAUAACUAUGCCUACACAAAAAGAACCAUUGAGAAAGCGUUCGGCCGCAAGUUGCCUGAAAUUUUUGAAAAAUUUGAAGAGGAACCUGUAGCAUCUGGAAGUGUCGCCCAAGUUCAUCGAGCUACUUUAAAAUUCCGACAUCCUGGGCAACAGAUUAGGCCCUUCCUUGUAGCUGUAAAGGUUAGACAUCCAGGUGUCGGCGAAGCAAUUAGAAGGGAUUUUAUAUUAAUCAAUUUGGUUGCAAAAGUUUCGAAGUUCAUCCCUGCGCUGAAAUGGUUGAGACUGGAUGAAAGCAUUCAACAGUUUGCUGUUUUCAUGAUGUCUCAAGUUGAUCUUGCCAGGGAAGCAGCUAAUUUGAGUCGUUUUAUUUACAAUUUCCGCAGCUGGAAGGAUGUGUCAUUCCCGAAACCGCUAUAUCCCCUGGUGCAUCCAGCUGUUCUAGUGGAAUCUUACGAGCACGGUGACAGUGUUUUGCACUAUGUUGACGAGCUUCAGGGACAUGAGCACAUUAAAAGUGCACUUGCUCACAUUGGGUCUCAUGCACUUUUAAAGAUGCUUCUGGUAGACAAUUUUGUCCAUGCGGAUAUGCAUCCUGGAAAUAUUCUCGUUAGAGUAUCUCAAACCAAGGAAUCACACAAACCGCUGCUUAAAUCAAGACCUCAUGUUGUUUUCCUUGAUGUAGGCAUGACUGCUGAACUUUCUAGGAAGGAUCGAGUCAAUUUACUGGAGUUCUUUAAGGCUGUGGCGCUUCGAGAUGGUCGCUCUGCGGCAGAAUGCACUCUUAAAUUAUCUGAAAAACAGAACUGCCCAGACCCCAAGGCUUUCAUUGAGGAAAUGGAGAAAUCUUUUAAUUUCUGGGAUUCUGUAGAUGGUGAUGGCAUUCAUGCUGCUGAGUGUAUGCAACAAUUGCUUGAGCAAGUUAGACGUCAUAAAGUUAAUAUUAAUGGCAAUGUUUGCACUGUGAUGGUAACCACUUUGAUCCUAGAGGGGUGGCAGCGAAAGCUUGAUCCAGAGUAUGAUGUGAUGCAGACACUGCAAACAAUGUUAUUCAAAGUUGACUGGGCGGAGUCUCUCUUCUACACAAUUGAAGGGCUCAUGGCCCCAUAGAAGGUGCCCAUUUGUUCCUUUUUAUUCUUGACCAAUUUUCGCAAGGUUAUUGUUAGAACAAAAUGAUACCAAAUGCAAUCUCGAGAAAUAAUGAUACAUAUAGCUGUCCUGAGAGAAAAAGUGUGUCAAAUUUAUUCUUUUUUCUCCUUUUUCACACACCUCUUAUAGUUUUUGUCUUUAAUUGUCUCUAGGAACCCAUCAAUAUGAAGUUGUUUGUUGGAAGAGUAAAAAGUGGCAUUCUUUUUCUUUGUGA